Ctenocephalides felis (cat flea) is the source of this 1048-nucleotide messenger RNA. RefSeq names its product spindle and kinetochore-associated protein 1-like. Gene Ontology annotation, cellular component: mitotic spindle; spindle microtubule; outer kinetochore. The transcript is spliced from 2 exons. Gene Ontology annotation, molecular function: microtubule binding. The record is from RefSeq and is a predicted model, not a curated record. Gene Ontology annotation, biological process: regulation of microtubule polymerization or depolymerization; cell division; mitotic cell cycle. Bases 103 to 903 code for a protein of 266 amino acids. Lineage: Eukaryota; Metazoa; Arthropoda; Insecta; Siphonaptera; Pulicidae.
UUUAGUUUAUUACAGUGCUGGUUUCUAAAUUACUUUGCUCAAAAUAAAUGUUAUAACAAAUCAAUUAAACACCGAUAUACUUUAUAAAAAUAAUUUAUUAAAAUGUCUGAAUUAGUUCAAAUAUAUCAGCCUCUUAGAAAAAAAUUAGAAUUCAUUGAAUUAUCAAUAAAAUUAUCUAGUUGCUCAGAUCAGUAUAAACGUGAUUUCGAAAUAAAAUUGAUGGAUUUCCAACGUACUAUUGAGGAGAUAAAACAAUUAGCACACGACAAUGUCAGCAUGCAAGAACAACUACGUGAUAAGCUGAAAAUAUUACAAGAAAAUAGAAAAAGUCUUGAUCAGUUGAGACGUUCGAAACCUGUGGUUAUUGAAAUUCAUCCAUCCUGUGCCAAUAUUAGUGAUACUCCAAACUUAAAUUACUUGUCGAUGGGAGAAAAUAGACACAAUUUUGAAUUGAGUCCUAUUAAUCAAAGUAAUCUUCCUGUACUUACACCAGUAAGCAGAAAAAUUUCCUUUGAUGGAGUACCUGAAAUUUCUUUCAUUGAACCUGAAGAGUUUGACUCAAUCCCACAGUACAUGCGAGGCAGACAGAAUGUGGAAGCACUUAACAAAUUCAUCAAAAGAAUCAAUGAGGCAGUUUAUGAUAAAUACACUUUGAUAAAGCUACCAAGAAAUCAAGUCUCGAAAGACAAACUAAAAUUGUAUCUUGAAUAUAAAAGAUUGCAGGCGACAACUGAUAAGCACUUAAUAUUCAUUACGGCCAGUGACUUAGGUUUAAAACUUCUUGAUAAACAGACAAAUAAUUUUUUUGCAAUGUUACGUCAUGUAAAGCGUAUUAAAGAAAUGAGGGAUGGAGGGGUAACAAAAAUUUGCUUACUGAAUACUGAUUUCCAACCUUUAGUGUAGUUUCUCAUCAGACAUUUUAGUAAUUCAAUUUUUAAUUUUAUUUUCUUAUUUAAAAUAAUAACUUGUGAUAUAUUCUAUUUAAACUUGUUUUCUUGCAUAAUCAAGAAAAUAAAAUGUAAAUUAUAGUCCUCUUAUUAAAUCAUGC